This is a messenger RNA of Varanus komodoensis (Komodo dragon), 4686 nucleotides long. RefSeq names its product VPS18 core subunit of CORVET and HOPS complexes (gene VPS18). The coding region runs from base 44 to 2968 and encodes 974 amino acids. Gene Ontology annotation, molecular function: protein-macromolecule adaptor activity. Gene Ontology annotation, cellular component: endosome; HOPS complex. The record is from RefSeq and is a predicted model, not a curated record. The transcript has 5 exons. Gene Ontology annotation, biological process: endosome organization; endosome to lysosome transport; intracellular protein transport. Lineage: Eukaryota; Metazoa; Chordata; Lepidosauria; Squamata; Varanidae.
GGCUCGGGGAGGGACGCUUGUCGGAGCCGCCGCCGCCGCCGCCAUGGCUUCCAUUCUGGACCAGUAUGCGGACGCGCUUUCCCACUCGGCGUCCUCGCAGCAGAGCCGCACCAGCCUGGGCAUCCCGCACACGGGGUAUGUGAAUGCUCGGCUGGAAAAGGAAACACCAAUUUUUAAUAAACAGAGGAUUGACUUUACCCCUCCUAACAAGAUUAACUGCCUGGUUGUCUCUUCUAACCAGUUGUGUAUGAGCCUUGGAAAAGACAUACUUUUUAGACUUGACUUGGCCAAGGCAGAUGAGCCCAACCAGGUAGAGCUUGGACGAAAGGAUGAUGCCAAAGUUCACAAGCUUUUCUUGGACCAUACAGGUUCUCACCUGAUCAUUGCCCUGAAUACCAAUGAAUGCCUCUAUUUGAACCGAAAUGCUCAGAAGGUGCGGCCCCUGUCCCGCUGGAAAGGGCACUUGAUUGAAAGUGUAGGCUGGAACAAAUUCUUUGGUUCGGAGAUGAACACGGGCCCCAUUUUGGUUGGAACAUCCCAGGGCCACAUAUAUGAGGCUGAGAUUUCUGUGAGUGAAGGCAGUCUGUUUGCCACGAACCCUGAUCAGUAUUUCCGCCUCAUUUACAGCCUGGAGGAAGAGGCAGGGCCUGCCCCAGUCUGCUGUCUUGAAAUAGAACGAGGGAUUGAUGGGAAGUGUUUCAUCAUUGCCACCACGCACAAGAGGCUUUUUCAGUUUGUUGGCAAGAUUCCAGAGGGAUCAGAGCAGCAGGCCUUUGGUACAAUAUUUAGCAUGCCUGCCGAUCACUUGCCUGGUUUUCGUGAGUUUCCCGCUAGCCUUGGCUACAGUGAAAUAGCAUUUUACACCCCAAAACUUCGUUCCUCUCCAAGUGCUUUUGCUUGGAUGAUGGGAAAUGGUGUCCUAUAUGGAUCACUGGAUUAUGGACGUCCUGACUCUAUUCUGAGUGAUGAACAGGUCUGGGAAUAUCCCUCUGAUGUCAAUGCAGUAGCCAAUAAGCCUAUUUCCAUAGUGCUCACACAGUUCCAUUUUCUGCUGCUCUUUCCUGAAAGCGUGAAGGCUGUGUGCACUCUGAAUGGCCAAGUUGUCUUUCAUGAUGUGUUCUUGGAAAAGUUUGGCUCCUUGACACGCAUGAUCAAAGAUCCCACAUGUGGGCAAAUCUGGAUUCACACAGAAAAAGUUGUGUUUAGAUACAACGUGCAGCGAGAGUCCCGCGAUGUAUGGAAAAUGUACAUGAAUAUCAAUAAAUUUGAUCUGGCUAAAGAGUACUGUAAAGAGCGCCCCGAGUGCCUAGAUAUUGUGCUGGCAAAAGAGGCAGAGUACUGCUUCCAGAAUCGGAAAUACCUAGAUAGUGCUAAAUGCUAUGCUUUAACCCAAAAUUACUUUGAGGAGAUUGCCCUUAAGUUUAUUGAAGCCAACCAGGAAGAGGCACUGAUGGAGUUUCUGAUUAAGAAACUGGCUAGUUUGAAGGAUUCUGAAAAAACACAAGCAACACUGCUGACCACCUGGCUAACAGAGCUAUACUUAAAUCGUCUGGGUGUGCUAGAAGGGGAUGCCUCAAAGCGGGACCUCUAUGAGAAGACCCGGGACAAGUUCCGCAGCUUCUUGGGCAGUCCUAGAAACAAGGAAUGCCUGUUCAACAACCGAGCAACUAUUCAUGAGCUGUUGGCAAGCCAUGGGGACACAGAGCACAUGGUGUACUUCGCCGUCAUCAUGUGUGACUAUGAGCGGGUGAUAGCCCAUUACUGCCAGCAUGAAAACUACAAUGAAGCCCUGGAAGUCUUGUGUAAAAUCAGGGCCCAGGAUCUCUUUUACAAGUUUUCUCCAAUUUUGAUCCAUCAUAUUCCCAAGAAAGUGGUAGAUGCUUGGAUUGAAAUGGGCUCAAACCUGGAUGCGAAGAUGCUCAUUCCUGCCCUUGUCAACUACAGUCAGAGCGGAAGCACCCAACAGAUCAAUGAAGCCAUUCGGUACAUGGAGUUCUGUGUGACUGAGCUGAAGGAAACUCAGCAGGCCAUUCACAAUUACUUGCUGUCGCUCUAUGCUUUGAGUCGCCCCGACUCGCUGUUGUCAUACCUGGAACAAGCAGGAGCCUAUGCAGACAACAUCUGCUAUGACCUGAAAUACGCACUUCGGCUCUGUGCAGAACAUGGCCACCACCGAGCAUGUGUCCAUGUGUACAAAGUUAUGGAGAUGUAUGAGGAAGCCGUGGAUCUAGCUUUGCAGGUGGAUGUAGAUAUGGCAAAGUCCUGUGCAGACCUCCCUGAAGAGGAUGAGGAACUGAGGAAGAAGCUCUGGCUGAAAAUUGCUCGGCAUGUGGUCCAGGAAGAAAAGGAUGUCAAGAAGGCCAUGGCCUGCCUUUCUAGCUGCAACCUGCUGAAGAUCGAAGAUGUUCUUCCCUUCUUUCCAGACUUUGUCACUAUCGAUCACUUCAAGGAAGCCAUCUGCAACUCUCUGGAGGCCUACAAUAAACACAUAGAGGAACUGAAGACAGAGAUGGAGGAAGCAACACAGAGUGCCAAAAGGAUCAGGGAGGACAUUCAGGAGCUGAGAAACAAAUACGGCUCUGUGGAGCCCCAGGAAAAAUGUGCUGCAUGUGACUUUCCACUCCUAAACCGUCCCUUUUAUCUCUUUCUCUGUGGCCACACGUUCCACUAUGAUUGCCUUCUCCAGGCAGUUUAUCCAAAGUUGCCUGCCUAUAAACAGGCUAAACUCGAGGACCUUCAGAAGAAGCUUUCAUCCACAAGCCAACCUUCGAAAUCCCACCAUCGCACAAAAGACGCAGACACUACUAGCCAAGGAAAGGGCCAGCCAAGUCGGGAACAGAUGAAAGCUGACAUUGAUGAUAUUGUGGCAGCUGAAUGUGUAUAUUGUGGAGAGUUAAUGAUCCGAUCAAUUGACAAGCCAUUCAUUGAUCCACAGAGAUAUGAGGAAGAGAUGCAGAGCUGGUUGUAAGAGUUAACAUAUUUCUGCCUGUGCAAGAGUAUGAAAUUGCCUGUAAAACAUAAGGCUUGGCAGCCAACCUCUGGACAUCUUAACUUAAGGAUUCUGUGGAGGUUUGAAAAAGUAUUACAUGAAUCUUGGCAUCUGUAAGUUAAGUGCUGCAGAGUGGUGUGUCAGUGAUAGUCAUUGUCUUUUUGGCUGCCAGCAAAGCACUCCGCAAAGCACUGUCAGCUGCUGGGUUUCUUUAGAUAAUAUUCUUCAUGUAAUACUGAAUCAUCCUUUGUCUUGUUGAGACUAAAUAUGAAUGGCUUUUGUUACCCUGUCUGGGCUAUUCCCAUAUUUCUGUAACGAAUGAGGCAGUUCUAGAGAUGCCCAUUUUCAUAAACGUGUAUUAUUUUCAAAUGUGGAGCUUCUCCUUUUGUUGUUCUUGGUAAUAAGAAAGGCUGUUCUCUGCACUGGAAACAUAACAGGGAGAAAAUGUGCAUGAAGUCCUGUUCCGUUGGAUUAAUUGUGGUAUGGAAGUUUCAGAGUCUGAAUUCUCAGGCAAAGCAAUUUCAUGUAAAAGCCACAUUUUUAGCUUUGGUUUGUGUGAUUUCAUUGUAUUUACUGCCUUCAUUUCCUGAAAGCUUAUUCUGAGUAGCUAACAGACUGUUAAAAGUUUCCUGGAGUAUUCCUUCAAUUUGUUCCAAGUAAAUAGAAUCACUCAAUGGAACUACGGUUGAUAACAUUUGUACAGAUUUCAUAUGAUGUCAGUGCUAAUUUUGAAUCUUAUAUUUGAAUAUUCCUGUCCCCUCGGUAGAGCAGUAUUUUGUUGCUAGUAUCUUACAAGAGUAUCCCUCGUCAUGAUCACUGGCACAUUUCUGUGGCUUAUGAUCUUAAAACAGCUAACUAGAAGCUCUUGUUCCAUCAAUCGUAGACCCCGUAGUUAGGUUAGGAACCAUACUUGAUUCAGUUUUUGUAAUCCUUAAAUGACUAUGGAAAAAUUACGUGAUUGGAAAGCUUUGGGAUGUGGGUUCAGAGUUGAAAGUUGUUUUGAAUUUCUAUAAAAGAUACAAUUGUCUUUUUUGUUUUGGCAAAGAGACUUUAGGUAACAAGGAAUGCCAGCUAAGAAACUUAAUGAGUCAGGGGUUACUUUAUAGCAAGAACCACAUUUUCUAUUGUCUGAAUAGAAAUUCUGAAUUGCCCAUUAAUAAUGAGAUGGAAUAUAUCUGUACCAGAAUGUUUCUAUGAAGAAGUUCUUUCUGGGGUAUACCUCAAUGUUAAUUCAAAUUUAGGGUUUUUUUUAAUGCACAUUAAAAAAUCCCUGCAAUGACUGAGUGACUUCCGCAUUUUGGUUGACCUGCUUCUUGUGUAUUUGUAGUAUUCAACAACUGACCACCUACUAAUUUUAAUUAAACAUAGUUUGUAUAUUGUUUAUUGCUUAGAGGCUGGUAUUCAUACGCUACCUAAAAACAGGAAUCAUGCAUGGCAAAAACCAUGCUAGUUUAUGUGUUCUCUAGAACAGAGUAUUAUAUUAGUGUUCAUUGUCUUUAUUAAAGAUUAAAUUCCUGUAAUAACUCUUCCACACCACUCACAGAUCCAAAUUGUACUUGUGAGUAGGACUCAGAUACUUAGUAUUCAUGGAACAGGUGAUCUCAAUAUGAUGGUAAUGGGCAGCUUUUUAACCAAAUUUAAUAAUAAAUAAUAUGUCAGAUAGCUUGAUUAAAAAUUAGCAUUUGUGCUCAUGUCAA